AUGCGUCUCCCCGGCGGCGUUCGAACCGCAGAGCAAUUUUGGGACGCACUUGUCGAGAAAAGGGAUUGUUCGUCAGAGGUGCCCAAGAGUCGAUACAAUGUGGACGGGUUUUAUAGCGCGGAUAGGCCCGGGACAGUGAAAACACGAAGAGGAUACUUUCUCGAAGAUGACUACAUCGGGAACGCUGACUUGAACUUCUUCCCGGCGAUUCCUGGCUUUGAAAUGGACGAAUUAGACCCGCAACAGACUUUGUUGAUGGAGGUCAUUUGGGAGUGUAUGGAAAAUGCUGGCCAGACAGGCUGGAAUGGCAAAGAUAUUGGCUGCUACGUUGGUGUUUUUGGCGAAGACUGGCAUGAGCUUGCAGCAAAAGAGACACUGUCAAUACCUCGCGUGCAUGCCUUUGCUAAUGGGAGUUACACGCUGUCCAACCGCGUCUCUUAUCAAUUCGAUCUGAAAGGCCCGAGUGCCACUAUUAUGACUGCAUGCUCAUCGUCAUUAAUGGCCCUUCAUGAAGCGUGCCAGGCCCUAAAUGAAGGGAGUUGUUCCUCAGCCAUCGUAGCCGGAACCAAUAUGAUUGUAACGCCAUCCAUGACCAUUAACAUGUCUGAUAACUCGGUUCUAUCCCCGGAUGGGUAUUGCAAGGCAUUUGAUGCUAGAGCUAAUGGUUAUGGGAGAGGAGAGGCUGUUAAUGCAAUCUACAUUAAGCCCCUGAGCCGGGCACUGGCAGACGGGGAUAACAUUCGAGCAGUCAUAAGGGCAACGUCGGCAAACUAUGAUGGGAAAUCAGCCAAAAUCUUUGCACCCGACGUGAAUAGUCAAGAGCGACUGAUACGAAAGGCUUACCAAAAAGCACACAUUUUAGAUCCUUCAGAUACGGGCUUUUUCGAAUGUCAUGGAACUGGCACCAAAAUUGGAGAUGUAGUCGAGACAACAGCGAUUGCCCGAGUCUUCGGUUCACGAGGAAUGUACAUUGGAUCGGUGAAAACCAAUUUUGGUCACGGGGAAGGUGCCUCAGGUCUCACAGGAGUGAUAAAAGCUAUACUGUCCCUGGAGCGUCGCAUCAUUCCACCAAACAUGCACUUUGCCCAACCUAAUCCCAAGAUACCCUUUCAAAAAGGACGCCUAGAAGUUCCUACCGAGCCAAUUCCAUGGCCUUCUGAUCGGAAGGAACGAGUCAGUGUUAACGGUUUCGGCAUUGGUGGUGCCAACGCACAUGCUAUUCUGGACUCAUGGCCUACCCCGAGGGAUGAGGCUACAGAGUCUGUCUCGGGACAUCCUCAUAGAAGCCGCCUGCUUGUGGUUUCUGCUGCAAGCGAAAGAGCACUCCAGGCUCGCUGCGAAGCAGUGAGAUCGUACAUACUUGAGAAGCCUUCCCAGAUCCCUGAUGUUGCCCACACCCUCGGAGUGUGUCGGGAGCACCUCCCUUACCGUACCUUUAUGGUAACUAGUGGUAAUGAUACUCCUGAUGAACCUUGUUUGACUCAAAAUGCAUCUACUUCACCCUUGAGCGACAUAGUAUUUGCGUUCUCCGGUCAGGGUUCGCAGUGGUGCGGCAUGGGGAGAGAAUUAAUGGAUGCAUUCCCGGGUUUCAAGCUCGACUGCCUCACUAUGGACCAAAUAUUGCAGGAGUUGCCAGAGCCACCCACAUGGAGCAUCGUUGAUGAACUCCAAACGCUGGAAGACCCACAGAAGAUGGAGGAGCCUGUAUUUUCACAGACCCUAUCUGCUGCUGUGCAAAUUGCACUGGUAAAUCUUCUUGAAAGUUGGGGCAUACACCCUGCGGCUGUAAUCGGCCAUUCCAGCGGUGAAGUAGGAGCCGCUUAUGCGGCGAAAGCGAUUCCCCUUCGAACGGCCAUAAUCGUAGCCUACUACCGAGGCCUUUGCGCCAUGUCUUGCCCACUAACAGGAGGAAUGGCUGUUAUUGGUCUAGGUAAGAAUGCUGUUAAGAAGUAUCUCAAAGAUGGACUCGUGGUGGCAUGUGAGAAUAGCCCUGAGACGGUCAAUAUUUCCGGCAACCGAGAAAGUCUGGCAGCUGUUGUGAAUCAGAUCAAAACCGACAAUCCGGACAUUUUCACCAGAAUGCUGCCCAUACCCGAUAUGAAGCAAGCGGCGGCUGUCUUUAGAGACUUCAUUGAGCCUUAUAUUCUUUUCAAUAAUAACAUGAUACCGUUGUAUUCGACACUUACGGGCUCGGUAGUCAACGAUCCCGCUCAGCUUAAUGCUAGCUAUUGGGGAGCCAACCUUGAGUCCCCAGUCCUUUUCGUCAAAGCUGUCGAGUCUCUCCUUGCUUCUAAGAACGAUAUAUCGAAGACCUUCAUCGAAGUCGGACCUCACUGUUCUCUCUCAGCACCUCUGCGCCAAAUACUUGCUCGGCAUAAAUUGCAAGCGAACAAAUACAUUCCCACCCUUUUGAUUGAUCAAGACCAAGCACGCUGCUUGUUGCAAGUGGCGGGAGAGCUUUUCUCAACUGGAUAUGAUAUUGAUCUGGAAGCAAUCAAUGGCAAAGGCCAAUUUGUUAGCAGCCUGUCGCCGUACCCAUGGGACCGACAGAGCCUGAAUUGGAAGGAAAGUCGGCUUAGUAAAAACUGGAGGUUUCGUCAGCAUCCACGCCAUGAACUUCUAGGUUCCCGGACGCUAGAAUCAAGUGAUAUUGAACCAUCCUGGAGAAACCUACUAAGCCUAGUAGAUGUGCCAUGGCUUGGUGACCACUGCAUCAUGGGAGAAAUUCAAUUUCCAUGCGCAGGGUACAUUGCAAUGAUCAACGAAGCCGCCCACCAGAUAUCCAACAUGCAAGAGUGCACGAUCCGGAACUUGUGCAUUCAGGCUCCUCUUCUACUCCACCAAUGGGAAAGGAUUGAGAUUGUAACAAGCGCGAAGCCUGUCAAGAUCAAACUCAGCAUCAUGUCCUACAAUGGUGUCGAGUGGGUCAAACAUGCCGUAUGUCAGGCCGCAGCUGGCACAGCACAGCUUGAUCUGGACUUGGAUUCAGAUCACGAAUGCGCACGGCCCGUGAAUUCAGCCAAAUUGUAUCAAGAGUUGCGAAAACUUGGCUUGGAGUAUGGACCCGCCUUCAGAGGCUUGGAGAGCAUUCGAGCGGACCCCUUAAGCUACAGAGCGACCGCGAUCCUCCGAACCGAAGACGCCCAUGCUGUGCAUCCUACCACAAUUGACAAGGGCUUGCAACUCCUCAGCAUCGCAGCUUCAAAGGGGAAAUUAAUGCAGGACUCAAAGCCUCACGUUCCUGUGUUUGUGGAUACGAUUCAGAUCGGUCGGAACCGACCGCAGGUGAAGGUGACAGCGUCUAUGGAGAGUCUCGCUUUGAGCCAAUCCAAGACCAAAGUCACCUUGAUAGAUAAUACAGGCCAAGGUAAUGAGAGAAUCCUCUCGAUGAAAGGGAUUAUACUCGUUCCGUUGGAAAGCAGCAUAAAAGCUGGAUCCAGCAACAUCCCUUUGGCAACAUAUGGCGAAUGGCGCCCGGACAUGGAUCUGAUCACAGCCCAGGACCAGCUUUCUGGACUCAAAAGCUUAACUGAUUCACAGGCCCGCACGAUCGUUGCAGCUUCAACACUCAAUAUGGUUCAAGUACAUCGACUUCUCCAACAUACAGUUCCCUCCUCGGAGAAUUCGAAGGACUAUCAAUGCUGGAUCCAAACUCAGAUCGACAAUAUACUAAACGGAAAGCUGAUCACUGCCGAAAAUGCAAAGGCGUGGGCAACACUAGAGGAUGGCGAUCUAUUGAAGGAAGUUGAAGUUUUAAACGAGACUCUCGAAUCCGAGGGAUUGAAAUAUGUUUCAGACCUAUUGAAGGGCAUUUUAGUCUCGACAUUGGAUGUCAGCCGAGGCUUCUGUGACACUGAAUCGGUAUCAAGUUUGCGCAGUCUGGUAGAAUGCUCCAAGAUGUCGCUCACAAGUGACCUGUCCGCUUGGCUUUCUCUUGUCUCACAUUCCAAUCCGACGCUACGAGUUCUCGAGAUAGAAGCCCGUGAGCCUUCUUUCACCUCCUCAAUCCUCGCACAGCUCAAGUCAACAGGCGAAAGACUAUACUCAAGCUAUACAGUCACGAGCACGAGUAUGAUCGAUGAUCAAUCUAAAAGUCAGUUAGACGGUCAUAAGCAUGUUAACUUCCAACAGCUAGACAUCACCCAAGAUCCACUAUUGCAAGGAUUUCAGGAAGGCAUUUUUGACUUGGUGAUAGUGUCUAAAAUGUGUAUUGAUAAAUCAGGACUUGAGAAUUCCUUACAGCACAUCAAGAGACUCCUCACACACAAUGGGAGCCUUCUACUCCACGUACCAAGUCCAGAUCUCCCUGUCAUGGAAAAUGCAUCCAGAUUGUUGUCAUUGGCUGGGUGUGACAACUACAACUCUCACUUAGGAGACUGUCAGCCCCUUGAUGCAUGGCAUAAAUCACUUCUGCUUGCAGGGUUCACCGGAGUUGAGACAUAUUCAUACGACGCUAGGUUUCCGUAUCCAUUGCACUACAAUAUUAUCUCACGUACCUCAGAUUGGAAUGCAGUGAAGAAAACAAAGACAAUCUACCUUCUAUGCACGUUUAAGAGGCACGAUCACCCGUGGGUAUGCAAUGUGGAAGCCGUACUUGAGCAGGCAGGCUACCACACCGAGCGAUGCAUCCUUGGAGAAGAAUUACCUCCUAAUCAAUGCGUUAUUUCCUUUUUGGAUCUUGAUAAGCCCUUCUUCAAAGACAUAGACACACAGAGCUGGAGCUGGUUUCAGUGCUUGAUCAAGUGUUCUCCUCGCAUCCUUUGGAUUACCCCGUCCGUCGAACUCGGGUGCCAUGAUCCUGAAUUCGGGAUUGUACUUGGUGCAUCACGAACAGUUCGACAAGAGGAAGCACUCCAUUUCGGUACAUUGCAGAUAGACCAAUUCAACGAGACUGCAGUUAGGCCUACUUUGAGAGUAAGUGAGAAGUUUUUCGAAGCAACUGAAGGUCAAGACACGAACGACAUAGACUACGAGUUCGCUUUGCAGAAUGGGACCGUUAACAUCCCGAGGUUCCAUUGGGAGUCCCUUUCUGACUGUCUUCUUCGGGAGCCGGAUCCAACAGCUCCCAUAAGAUUAGACGUCAGUACAUACGGUUCAAUGAACUCUCUUGGUUGGGUUGAACAUGAACUCGGUCUUCCUGGGCCACACGAAGUUAUGGUCGAUGUCAGUUAUGUUGGCUUGAACUUCAGAGACAUUAUGAUCCAAUUGGGAAUCAUGGCGAGCAAAGAUGAAUUUGGGGUCGAAGCUAGUGGCAUCGUCCGCCAAUGUGGCAGCGACGUAGAGCAAGUGAAGCCUGGCGAUAAGGUCAUGCUGUUUCAGCCUGGGAUUUUCUGCUCGCGCGUGUGUGUUCCUGUUUCCAGCUGUGUGCGUCUACCAGCGUGGAGUCCCUUGGAGGAUGCUGCUUCAAUGGCUGUGGCAUACGGAACAGCCCUCUACUGCUUGACAGACAUUGCUCGGUUAGAAAAGGGUCAGUCUGUGCUGGUUCAUGCAGCAUGUGGAGGUGUUGGUUUGGCUGCGAUCAACUUGUGCCAGAUGCUUGGUGCCGAAAUAUAUGCGUCGGUUGGCAGCAAGGAGAAAGCUUUGCAUCUUGUCAAUAUGUUCCAUAUCCCGCGACAUCGGAUCUUUAAUUCGAGAGACAGCAGUUUCCUUCCGGGAAUACUACGUGAAACGGGUGGCCGCGGGGUUGACGUUGUGCUCAACUCGCUGGCUGGAGAGCUGUUGCAUGCAUCAUGGUCAUGCGUUGCCGAAUUUGGUAAGAUGAUAGAGAUUGGUAAACGAGAUAUCCUCGAGCAUGGAAAAUUGCCAAUGGAUGCUUUUGGGGGUAACCGGGCCUUUUUUGGUGUGGAUCUUAUAAGGCUGGGGCAGAAGCCUGGAGCCUUUGCAAGCUUGACAUCUCGAGUGAUGGAUCUAUAUGAAGAAGGCAAAAUAUCUCCAAUCCGCCCAUCGAAGGUGUUCGAGGCUUGCAAUGUCAAAGAAGCAUUCCGAUACAUGCAAAGCGGCCUCCACAUUGGUAAAAUCCUGAUAAGAAUGCCUCGGAAUACCAAUGGCCUCAAUGUUACUCGGUCACGAAGACAGUCAGCCCUUUCACCCGACUUGGCCUAUGUUCUAGUCGGCGGUCUAGGGGGCAUUGGACAGACACUUGCGACCUGGAUGGUGGAGAAGGGCGCCCGACACUUGAUAUUCCUCUCGCGGUCCGCAGGCAUAUCUGACCGAGACCAGUCGUUCGCCCAUGAACUGGAGAUCCAGGGAUGCACAGUUGUACUGGCCAAAGCCGACGUGUCAGUUUUGGAGGAUGUAGAAGCCGUCAUUCGCUCAUGCCCUCGCCCUAUCGGUGGAAUCCUCCAACUAUCGAUGGUUCUUCGGGACCAAUUUAUCCAAAAUAUGACUCAUAAGGACUGGCAAGAUGUGUUGGCCUGCAAGGUCGCAGGCACUUGGAAUCUGCAUCAUGCGCUACAAGGUCACGAUGCGCACCUGAGGUUCUUUGUCCUCUGUGGUUCCAUUACAGGUGUCUUGGGUACCCCAGGUCAAAUCAAUUAUGCCUCAGCCAAUGCUUUCUUGACCUCCUUCACGCAGUAUCGCCUGCAGCUUGGGCUUCCCGCCUCAGUCGUCAACCUCGGCGCCGUGGGAGAUGUAGGUUACAUCGCCACACAAGAUCCAAAACUACGAGAGCGAAUGAGCUCUGGAUCCGUACGCCUUCUGCAGGAGCAGGAAGUUCUAGAUGCAUUAGAACUCGCUAUCUUCAAAUGUCAAUCAAGGGCCUCCUUGCAUAUAGCCGAUGGCACCAUCAGAGCGCCAAACAAUAUCAUCGUUGGUAUGAGCAGUACCAAAUCCCUGACCGACCUCUCGGUCCGUCCGCUUUGGGGUCAAGAUGCGCGAUUCAGCAUCUACCGGAAUCUCGACAAGGACGUCAACCAAGGUCCAGAUCAGUCGUCCUUGAGCAAUGCAGCAGCCAUGCGGGAUUUUCUGGCAUUGAUCGAAAGACAACCUGAAACCCUCGAGACCGAUGACAUGGCCAACAGGAUCCUUGAAUACAUGAUCAAGUGCAUUCAGGAGUACUCUAAGUUCGCCCAUGAUCUCAGCUACGAUCAGGUGGUGGAAAUGCCUAUUGAUUCCUUGAUGACGGUUGAGCUUCGCAAUUGGGCUCGUCGCAAUAUAGGUGUUGUGCUGUCUCUGACGGCUAUCAGCAAGGCAGGUACUAUUGGAGGACUGGGUGAGGUGGUGCUGGCGUCUUUGCGUACGAAGUAUAGUAAGCAGUGA
This is a messenger RNA of Aspergillus vadensis CBS 113365, 7257 nucleotides long. RefSeq names its product type I polyketide synthase. Gene Ontology annotation, molecular function: oxidoreductase activity; phosphopantetheine binding; fatty acid synthase activity. The record is from RefSeq and is a predicted model, not a curated record. Gene Ontology annotation, biological process: secondary metabolite biosynthetic process; fatty acid biosynthetic process. NCBI's taxonomy places the organism in Eukaryota, Fungi, Ascomycota, Eurotiomycetes, Eurotiales, Aspergillaceae. Bases 1 to 7257 code for a protein of 2418 amino acids. The transcript has 16 exons.